Messenger RNA from Nicrophorus vespilloides, 3911 nucleotides. Its product is annotated as probable multidrug resistance-associated protein lethal(2)03659. Gene Ontology annotation, cellular component: membrane. The coding region runs from base 45 to 3842 and encodes 1265 amino acids. The transcript is spliced from 7 exons. Gene Ontology annotation, biological process: transmembrane transport. Gene Ontology annotation, molecular function: ATP binding; ABC-type transporter activity; ATP hydrolysis activity. NCBI's taxonomy places the organism in Eukaryota, Metazoa, Arthropoda, Insecta, Coleoptera, Silphidae. The record is from RefSeq and is a predicted model, not a curated record.
UUGGACAGUUUACUUUUGGAAUUGCAAUUGAAAAUUGCUGAAAGAUGUAUCAGGCGCCGCCGAUCAAGAGGAAUACGAACCCCAAGGAGAAGGCGGGGUUUUUUAACGUCCUAACUUUCUUGUUUACUUAUGAUAUUUUUAAGAAGUCUUCGAAACGAGAGUUAAUUGAAACAGACGUGUACAAUGUCUUAAACGAUUACCGAGCUUCAAAGCUUGGAGAUGACCUAGAAAGAGAAUGGGAAAUAGAGAAAAAGAAACCUCAUACUUCAUUGACGAAGACCAUGUUCAGGGUGUACGGAAAAAGCUGGAUGAUGUACGGAUUUACCAAUUUGAUUGUGAAAUCAGUUACAUUGGUAACACUACCGUUGGCUACAGGCAAAUUGGUGUCGUACUUUGCUAGCGAAAGUACUAUGAGCAUAAACGAAGCUUACAUUUACGGCUCGAUCGUCAUCUUCUGUACAUUCGUUCAAUCCAUCUACACUCAUUCCUACAUGCUGAGCUUAACGCAGCUGGGGCUUAAAGUGCGAACGGCCUUGAGCUCGUUGAUUUACAGGAAAUCACUGAAACUGACCUCAUCCUCAUUGAUCAGCUUCUCCAGCGGUAAAAUCGUCACGAUGGUUUCCAAAGACGUUUUAGUCUUUGAAUCCGCACUGAUUUUCGCUCACGAUCUCUGGAUCGGACUCAUCCAAGUCGGUUUCAUGACUUACAUUAUGUACCAGAAGAUCAAGUGGGCCGCAAUCUUGGGUAUCAGCUUCCUGAUAUUUCUGAUUCCGUUCCAAAUUAUGAUAGCCAAGAGGACGACAAGUUUACGUUUGAAAACCUCGGGUAAAACUGAUGAGCGUUUGAGGAGGAUCCAAGAGAUUUUAACUUCGAUCAAAUUGAUCAAAUUGUACACGUGGGAGAAGUACUACACGAAAAUAACCAAUGCACUAAGAAUAAACGAGAUGAGCAAACUGCGUUCUAUCUUCUAUUUGAAAUCGGUUAUUCUUUCAAUGUCCGCCGUGAGUCAAAGGUUGUCUUUCUACAUCUGUAUUCUGGCGUUCAUUUACAUGGGAAAUGCGAUCGACGCGGAGAUAGUCUUCGUAGUCAUCAGCUGCUUCGGGUCUUUGAAGUUUGUGCUGAGCGUUGCAAUUCCUAUGAGCGUCUCGCAGAUGGCCGAAGCUAAGAGUUCGCUGAAACGCAUCAAAAACUAUCUUCUCGUCGAGGACACGGAUAGCAUUGAUAAGCAGAUGCCCAUAAUCAGAGAAGUUAAUGUUUCAAUUAAGAACGCUUCUGUCGAGAUUCUGAAUAAGAGCAUCUUGAGCGACGUGAAUUUAAAACUGCAACCUUCUUUAAUAGGAGUGACGGGAUCCGUGGGAGGCGGUAAAUCGACUCUUCUGAAGAUGAUUAUGCACGACGUGCAUAUGUGCGAUGGUGGCGUUUCUACUUCCGGAGACUACAGCUACGCAUCACAAGAACCAUGGUUGUUCCCAGGGACGAUUAAGCAGAACAUAUUGUUCGGAUUGCCGUACGAGAGGGAGAGGUAUCAGCAAGUUAUAAGGGUUUGCGCCUUGACCAGGGAUCUGCUCACUUUCCCGAAGAGAGAUAACACGAUUGUCAGCGACAAAGGGCUGAAUUUGAGCAAGGGGCAGCAGGCGAGGAUCAAUUUAGCUAGAACAAUUUACAAGAAAUGCGAUAUUUAUUUGCUUGAUGAUACGUUGAAUGCGCUCGAUGCGAGCGUGAGCAAAUUCGUGUUCCACGAAUGCAUGAGGGGAUUCCUGAAAGGAAAACUGUGCGUGGUCGUAUGCCACAACAAGAUGUUCCUUGAAGAUAUGGACAGGAUUUUGGUGAUCGAUCAGGGAUCAAUCAAAGGUGACGGAUCUUUCGAUGAUCUGCAGAGGCAGGGAAUAGAUUUUGGGUCGAACGCGAACGAAGAAGGAAGUGCUGAUGACGUUGAAGAGGUGCAGGUCAGUCCGGUUCGUGGAAAGGAGCCCAACGAGAAAGAGAAUGCGGACGAAAAUUGCAAUUUAUUGGUUUCCACUCUGGACAUGGACAAUACAGCAAUUUACAACGAGACCAAACAAGUGGGAAGAGUCAGCAUGGACGUGUACAAGCAUUAUCUGCAUCACGCCGGAGGCUGGAAGACCAUACCGUUCUUCUUGAUUCUCUGUUUGUUGGGACAAUGCUCGUUGAGUUACUUCGAUUAUUACAUAACGAAAUGGUUGUCCAUCGAGCAAGAACUGUCGAAAAUAAAGACCAACUCAACUUACUACUCGGAAGACACUUUAAUUGAGGCCGAGGCUAAGCACGUUACUGCAAUGUACACCUAUUCUAUAAUCAUCGUAGUUGCAACGACGUUAACGGUGCUAAGGUUAUUUACUUUCUUCGGUUUAACAACGAUGGCUUCGAAGACGCUUCAUCACAAAAUCUUCUCGAGAAUCACCUCAGCCUGCAUGUCGUUCUUUGACCGUAACUUAUCCGGAAACAUCCUGAACAGAUUCUCUAAAGAUUUCGGUGUAGUCGACGAAUAUUUGCCUUACGCUUACUUCGAAUGCGUUCGCAUAUUCUUCGUCUUAACGGGAGUGGUAACUGUUUUAUCAUUUGUAAACCCGUACCUUUUACUGCCAACAUCGGUGGUUUUGGUUAUUCUCCUUUACGCUCGCGUCGUUUUCUUGAAAACCAGCAGAAGCUUAAGAAGAUUAGAUGGAACUACCCGUUCACCGGUUAUUGGUUACUUAAACUCAACGUUAGAAGGACUUUCGACGAUCAGAGCUAGCGGAAAGCAAGAAACUUUGAAGAUGCAAUUCGACGAGCAUCAAGAUUUGAACACCUCCGCCGCUUACAUGUACAUAGCGACUUCGAGGGCUUUCGGCUUUUGGUUGGAUAUCCUUUGCAGUAUUUACAUUGCAAUUAUAGUAUUCAGUUUCAUACUUCUCGAUUCCAGCUCGAUUAUUGCUGGAAAUGUGGGUUUGGCUAUAACGCAAUCCUUCGGUUUAACCGGUAUUCUUCAGUGGGGAAUCAGACAGUGGACUGAAGUGGAGACUAUGAUGACUUCGGUGGAGAGAAUCGUGGAGUAUUCGAAUGCCGAACAGGAAGAUAUGAGUGGAGAGGAUCCGGAUAAUUGGCCCAAGCAAGGGCUGAUUGAGUACAGGAACGUCACGUUGAAGUACACGAAUUCGGAUAAGAAAGUGCUGGAUGACGUUAAUUUCGUGAUACAGCCGAAAGAGAAAAUUGGUAUCAUCGGAAGGACGGGAGCUGGAAAAUCCUCGAUCAUUUCCGUACUGUUCAGACUCUACGACAUCCACGGUUCCAUCAUCAUCGAUGACGUUGACAUCAAAGACAUCGAAUUGGAAAUUGUCCGAUCGAAGAUUUCUAUUAUUCCCCAGGAUCCUGUUUUAUUCGCUGGUACAUUGAGAUCCAAUUUGGAUCCGCACGAUCAGCACACCGACAACGAAUUGUGGAAUACGUUGGGGGAGAUCGAGUUGAAGCACGUGGUCGAGGGUUUCGAAAUGGGUUUGAGCAGCGUGGUGAGCGAGGGUGGCGCCAACUUCAGCGUCGGACAACGUCAACUCAUCUGCUUGGCGAGAGCAAUCCUUCGCAACAACAAAAUCUUGGUGCUGGACGAGGCCACGGCCAACAUCGAUCCGCAAACGGACGCACUCGUGCAGAAAACAAUUGCGAGAUUGUUCUCCGAUUGCACGAUUCUGACGAUCGCGCACAGAUUGAACACGAUCAUCAAUUCGGACAAGAUUAUGGUCGUCGAUUUUGGAUCAGUCGUUGAGUUCGAUACACCGAAAGCCCUCCUCGAUAAGCGGCAGGGAAUCUUCUAUUCGUUGGCCAAACAGUCCGGCCUCGUAAAUUAGAAUUAGUAUAUUUAUUAUUGUCUCCAUAUUUUGUAUUAUUAGCAAUAAAGGCAGUUUUACCUUGACUAA